Messenger RNA from Seminavis robusta, 1461 nucleotides. The record is from the annotation of a GenBank genome assembly. NCBI's taxonomy places the organism in Eukaryota, Bacillariophyta, Bacillariophyceae, Naviculales, Naviculaceae.
AUGGGGAAAAUGAGGCGUCUCUUCAAGAAUGUCAAGGAGGGCUUCAAGGUCAGCCGAAAGUCGUUUGUCCUGCAGCACGACAAGAACGAGAAGUUCAAGGACCACUACUCACUGAAAGAGCAGCUAGGCAGUGGUAACUACGGAACAGUCCAUGCGUGUAUGCAUCUGGACUCGAAAGACAUUCGCGCCGUCAAGAUUCUCAAAAAGGAAAAGAUCCAGGACGACUCCUUUCGUAACGAAAUCGACACGCUCAAGGAACUCGAUCACCCCAACAUUCUGAAAAUCUUCGAGUCCUUUGAAGACGACAAGAACUACUACGUCGUGACAGAGUUCUGCGAUGGCGGAGAACUCUUUGAGGAGAUUAUCGAGUGGGGGAAAUUCACCGAGGAAGACGCGGCCGUCCUCAUGAAGCAGAUCUUGACCUGCGUCAACUACUGCCACAAGCGCAACUUUGUCCACCGCGAUCUCAAGCCGGAGAACAUCCUUUUGGAGAAAGACAAGGGAUUCGACUGUCUCAAAAUCUGUGACUUUGGAACUGCCAAAAUCUUUGACGAAGAUGCCGGAAGUGCCAAAGCAAGGCUAAAAGAUUCCGUUGGAAGUCCCUACUAUAUCGCUCCAGAGGUCCUGGCUGGCAGCUACGGAGCCAAGUGCGAUGUGUGGAGUUGUGGAGUCAUUGCCUACAUUGUACUCUCUGGAGUUCCGCCCUUUAAUGGAUUCUCCGAUGAGGAAAUCUACGACAGAAUCAUGGAGGGGAAGUACAACUUUGAUGGAGAUGAAUGGAGUGACAUCUCGGACGAGGCUGUCGAUUUCAUUAGCAGUCUGCUCACCUACGAGGAACAGGAUCGUCCGUCCGCUUCCGAAGCCCUGACGCACAAGUGGUUGGAUGCUGCAAAGAUGGAACUGACAGAGAGUUACACCAAGAAGGAAGCCGUCACCAGUUUGUCAAACUUGGCAAGCUUCAAUGCCCAACAAAAGCUCAAGCAAGCGACAUACACAUUCAUCGUCUCACAGCUACUCACAAAACAAGAAAAAGAAAAGAUCGAUUCCAUCUUUCGUGCCAUGGAUGUCGACUCGGACGGAAAACUAUCAAAAGACGAAAUCAAGAUGGGAUACAAAGAGCACUUUGGCAAGAGCUUGGAUGAUGACGAAAUUGAUACCAUCUUUAGUCGAGUCGACUCCGAUAUGAGUGGUGAAAUUGACUACUCCGAAUUCGUCAUGGCCACCAUGAACCAACGGAAUCUAGCCUCCCAGAAUCGUCUGGAAAGUGCCUUUAGGGCAUUUGAUAGAGACGGCAAUGGACAAAUAUCACCGGAAGAAGUAAGGAUUAUCCUUAGUGCUGGUCAAUCGGGAGGAAUAGACGAAAAGACAGUGGCAAAGAUUAUUGCCGAUGUCGACCGCGAUGGUGAUGGCCAAGUGUCCUUUUCAGAGUUUUGCGAUAUGAUGUCCAAGAAUAUAAUAUGA